UACGGCGCCUUUCCUGCACGUAUGAUGCCAUGUAGCUCAACAGACGGGCCUGCGCGGACCGCAUUCAUGGCCCUGUCCGGUCUCUGUCCGUGGCUUCAGACAUAUACAGGACUCGACACCGUCAUGCGCACCCUACCAAUCACCAGAGCGCAGGCACCGACGAUGAAGCAGGGAUGAUCUGCGCACGGCCGCACCUAGGAUGUGUGCCCGUACCAGGGCAUUGUUCCAUCGUUUUCCAUCUUUGGAAUUCCUUUGGGGUGCGAUGGGAACGCCUUCUUCGUUGACGGACCAAGGUGAGCAACAGACAACGAUACUACGGCUACGAUAUUGUCGCUCGUGGCGGAUAGCAAGGCGGCGCUACAGCCCGCGGCAGACAUCAACGAACGCGCCGAAAGGCAUCACACGGCGCGCACAAAGCCCAAUUUUGUACCUGCAACGCGCCGUGCCCGCCGGGAGGGUGCAGGCGCAUCGCGGGAUGGGUACCUGCGUACACCUCCUCCUGCCCCUUACUGAGUGCGUGAUCUGGCUACAGGCGUGAUCAGCAUUAGCCCAGGCUCGGGUAAGAAAGUGGGUGGGUAGGGGAUGGUGGCGGAUAUAUAAACAUGAGUCCGGUGCUCUCGUCCAUCGUCCGUUUGCGACUUCAUACG
Schizophyllum commune H4-8 is the source of this 647-nucleotide messenger RNA. RefSeq lists its product as uncharacterized. Lineage: Eukaryota; Fungi; Basidiomycota; Agaricomycetes; Agaricales; Schizophyllaceae. The transcript has 2 exons. The record is from RefSeq and is a predicted model, not a curated record. Bases 200 to 538 code for a protein of 112 amino acids.